UUGAUGUAAAUAAUUUUUAUUACUGUUUAUACAAAUUUAUGUGGAGAAGAGAGUGUGUUUUCAUACGUGUGUGAGCUGUGUAAAAUGCGUUUUGUAGUGCUAUGUGCGUUGAUUUCGAUUGGAUAUAAUGCUGGAUCACAGAUGGUACCACCCCGUAUCACGGAACACCCUGCAGACCUGACUGUGCCACGCCACGAGCCUGCCACCCUCAACUGUGCCGCCGACGGUCAUCCUCCGCCCCACAUAGAGUGGUACAAGGAUGGCCACCCUAUGCGACCCUCGGCCAGCCGCGUACUACUGCCUGGGGCGCUGUUCUUCCUCAGAGUGACUCCUGGCCGCGACGCCGGAGUCUACUGGUGCAGAGCGACCAACUCCGCUGGCCACACGACCAGUAGAAACGCCACGUUGCAAGUCGGAGUGCUGAGGGAGGAGUUUCGUGUGGAGCCGUCAAACUUAAGGGUUGCUCAAGGGGAGACGGCGCUGCUGGAGUGUGGUCCUCCCAAGGGAGUUCCGGAGCCGCAGGUUUCCUGGAAAAAGAAUGGUGUACUUUUGGAAGUGGACACCUCUGACAGAUUAAAAAUUGUAGAUGGAGGAAAUUUGGCUAUUCAAAAUGCAAGAAAGGCGGAUGAAGGGAAAUAUCAAUGCAUCGCCAAAAACGCUGUUGGGGCGAGAGAGUCUGCUCUUGCACAACUUAAAGUUCACGUGAAACCGUUCCUAGUGCGGGUGCCUGAGGAUGCCGUGGUAGUGGCGGGAGCGAGUGUGGAGUUCUCCUGUGAGGCGGGCGGAGACCCUGUGCCGGACGUGCUGUGGAGACGCACGGCUGGCGGCGGCAACAUGCCUCUGGGCAGAGUCCAUGUACUGGAGGAUCGCAGUUUGCGGCUGGAGGCGGUCACUCAGGAGGACGAGGGAGAGUACAGCUGUGAGGUGGACAACGCUGUAGGAAGUCUCACCGCCUCGGCCAUGCUCAUCGUCCACUCUCCUCCGGUGAUUUUGGUUAGGCCACAGGAAUUAACAGUGGAGGAGGGCCGCAACGCCGUGUUCUUCUGCGGGGUGAGAGGGAAGCCAACUCCGACACUGUUCUGGCUUAUAGAGGGUAACCACACGUUGCUGAUGCCCGGAGACGAGCAAGGACAGAUUGUGGCGUCGACUACCAGCGAGAGCCACGAGGGGGUGUCACUGUCGUUGACCAUCCAGGGAGUCCAAAAGAGAAACAACGGCCUGGUGGUGAUGUGUGGUGCUAUCAACGCUGCUGGCUCUGACUCCUGGACCUCUCGCCUCACCGUCGUCUCACCUGACGAUCACCCUCCUCCCAUCAUCCAGCUUGGCUCCUCCAACCAGACUCUGCCCCUCCACACCCCGGGCAUCCUGACCUGUCACGCCUCUGGAGACCCUGCUCCCAUCAUCACGUGGUACAAGAACGGCAUCCCCGUUACCAUAGAAACUCCUCAGGUCACUCUGUCUGACGAUGGGACACUUGCAAUACACAACCUAGUGGCGAGUGACGAGGGACUGUACACAUGUGUGGCAUCCUCUCGUAGUGGGAAGGCAACAUGGAGCUCCACUCUCACACUAGAGCCCCGUACCAACCCCAACGCUCCGUUCUACCGCAGUCCGGAGCCCUCCACACUACCGGGCCCUCCUAGCAGACCUACACUAGUGAACUCGUCCGACAACAGCCUCACUAUAUCCUGGACCAGGAACAACAAGAUCGGUUCUUCCUCUCUGCUGGGCUAUCAGGUUGAAAUGUUCAAGAGGUCGGUGAGUGGAGGUCACAGUGGUGGUGGUUGGGUAGUAGUGGCCAGGAGAGUCCCAGGUCCCACCUACACGCAGGCCUACCUCCAGCCUAAUGAGUCCUACACGUUCAUAGUCCGAGCGGAGAACUCUCACGGUCUAUCAUCCGCGUCCCCACCGUCUGCCAGUCUCCUGCUGUCCAACACCACUGUGGACUCCUCUGUAAAGGAGGCGAGGGCCAGUCUGUCCACCGGCCACGUCGUUGAGCUCACCUCCGUACAAGCCGUCUCGUCCACCUCUGUCAGACUGGGCUGGGAGAUCCUGAGCAGUGACUACGUGGAAGGCGUGUUGAUCUUCUCCCGUGGUAUGGAUCCUCACGCGCGCUCCACCACCAUGCUGACGGUACUUCACACCGGCGACACGUCAGGAUUCUUGGUCACUGGCCUCAGACCCUACUCGCGCUACCAGUUCUUCCUUGUACCCUUUUACAAGCUAGUAGAUGGAAGACCGUCCAACUCAAAAACAGUUCGCACUCUCGAGGAUGUCCCAUCUGAGCCACCAAGUAACAUUGAAGCUGUUCUGGUCAACACUAGUGCUGUGUACCUGAAGUGGAAACUUCCAUCUCAGACCUCUCACAACGGGAUUAUCAAGUCAUACCAGGUCGUGGUGAGAGGCACGAUGGGAGUGCUGAGCAAUGUGUCAGUGAGUGCCGCGACACCGUCACUACUGCUUACCAACCUGACCGCAGGGGUGGUAUACACCGUGCAGACGGCGGCGGCCACUAGGGUAGGGCUGGGACCGUACAGCGCUCCCGCCACGCUGCGACUGGACCCCUCCACCAGGCUGCUCAAUCACCCCAGACAACCAGUGGGAGUGCAGCCUAGUAUGGAGAUGGCCAGUUUCGACUUUCUCUCCGAGACUUGGUUUAUAGUGUUACUCAGCUCCAUGGUAGCCGUCAUGGUUCUUCUCUUCAGUUCGAUGCUGUAUUUCUGGAAAAAGCAAAUUAACAAAAAGGACUACUUACCAGGUACUGGAUAUAUUGGAUAAUAUUACAUUUACUUUUUCUCUUGAUAUCAAUAAUUGUGGUAAUUUAAAGUAUUUUAUCUAAUGAAAUACUGAUUUAGUGGCG
Molecule: messenger RNA, 2860 nt
Organism: Macrosteles quadrilineatus (aster leafhopper)
Lineage: Eukaryota; Metazoa; Arthropoda; Insecta; Hemiptera; Cicadellidae
Product: roundabout homolog 2-like
Exons: 13
Coding region: 85-2778 (897 amino acids)
Biological process (GO): cell-cell adhesion; axon guidance
Cellular component (GO): plasma membrane; axon
Molecular function (GO): protein binding
Source: RefSeq, a predicted model, not a curated record